This is a messenger RNA of Lathyrus sativus (Indian pea), 657 nucleotides long. The record is from the annotation of a GenBank genome assembly. NCBI's taxonomy places the organism in Eukaryota, Viridiplantae, Streptophyta, Magnoliopsida, Fabales, Fabaceae.
AUGGGCAAGUACAUGAAGAAACCCAAAACCGGCGACGUCGCCGCCGUAAUCAUGGAAGCUCCGUCUCACACCACCGCCGUCGGAGUCCGGACAAGAGCUAAAACCCUAGCUCUCCAGAAGUCGCCGACUUCUUCUCCGCAACAUACGGACUCCUCUUCUUUCCUUCAGCUUCGGAGUCGGCGUCUCUGGAAGGUACCUCCGCCGCCGCAGCCUCGCAGGGAGAAUGACUCCGUUGGAAGUUUGAGGCUUCGAGAGUGUUCUAUUAAAACGUUUUCGUGUAUGCAUAGCGUUGAGAAUUUGGGAAAUGGAAAUUUCUGUGCUGAAGAGGAGAAUUUUGAUUUCACCAUGGAAGGUUCUUUUGGUGAAAAUUUCUUGGAGAUUGAAGGCUUAGAUAGAAGCACCAGGGAAAACACACCUUGUAGUUUAAUAAGGGAUUCAAGUGCCAUUCAUACCCCUGGUUCAACCACAAGACAAAGGACACACCGAAUAUUUCACGAACACAUUCAAAGAAAUAUUCCAACAGCUUAUGAAAUGGACGAGUUCUUUGCUUUCGCAGAGAAGCAGCAACAAGCAAUAUUCAUGGAAAAGUACAAUUUUGAUGUAGUGAAUGAUGUACCUCUACCAGGACGAUACGAAUGGGUCCCUGUACUUCACUAG